ACAAUAACAUGGGUGGGCUCGAGAGGGCGGUGGUGCGCUGUCACCGGUGAUUCGGAAGUAUGUAACAAGUCACGCAUUCAGUAAGUUGAGUGAUGAUUCAACACGUCAGUUCAAACGCUCGAUUGCACGUUUAACAAAAAACAACAACUCAGUGUAGCAGAACCGGAUCUCCACAGGCGCACUCCGGCGGCGUGUGGUGUGGGGGAGAGGAGUUAGCUUGUUUAGCUUAGCAAGGGUAGCCGUUCAGGAAGAAGUGUCACCGCUCCACCGGGAGACGAAGAGUCCGUGUCCAUGGCUGCUCUCGGUAACUCCGGGGCCGCUUCCAGUCCGAUGGUGGUGUUGGCUCCGAAGACUAAAACAAAAAAGAAGCACUUCGUGCAGCAGAAGGUCAAAGUGUUUCGAGCCAGCGACCCCGUCCUGAGCGUCUUCAUGUGGGGCGUCAAUCACUCGAUCAAUGAUCUCAACCAGGUGCCUGUUCCUGUCAUGCUGCUGCCUGACGACUUUAAAGCCAACACUAAGAUCAAAGUCAACAACCAUCUCUUUAACAAAGAAAAUCUUCCAGGACAUUUCAAGUUCAAAGAAUACUGUCCCCAGGUCUUCCGAAAUCUACGGGAACGCUUUGGUAUCGAGGACCUGGACUAUCAGGUUUCGUUGACACGCAGCCCACCAAUGAGGAGCGUGGAGGACCAGGUAGAAGGUCUCCUCCUCAACUCCUACGACCGAACGUUGGUCAUCAAGCAAAUCUCCAGCGAGGACGUCGCAGACAUGCACGGCAUCCUGUCCGAAUAUCACCAGCACAUAGUGAAGUGUCACGGCAGCACCCUGCUGCCUCAGUUCCUGGGUAUGUACCGCGUGGGCGUGGACAGCGAGGAGACCUACCUGAUCGUCAUGAGGAACAUGUUCAGCCACAGGCUGGUUGUUCACAGGAAGUACGACCUGAAGGGCUCUCUGGUGGCUCGUGAGGCGAGUGACAAAGAAAGGGGAAAAGAACUGCCUACCUAUAAGGACAUGGACUUUAGGAACGAUAUGCAGAAGGUGUAUGUAACGGAUGAGCAGAAGGAGAAGGUGAUGGAGAAACUCCACAAAGACGUGGAGUUCUUGGUGAGGCUGAAGAUCAUGGACUACAGCCUGCUGCUCGGCAUCCACGACGUGGGGCGAGCCGAGCGCGACGAUGAGGAGGGCGAGGAGGUCUCCAACGAGGACGAGGCCGAGGCCGAGAACGGCCUGGCCCAGGCGGGCUCGUACGGCACCUCCCCGGAGGGCAUCGCCGGCUACAUGUCCAGCUGCAAACCUCUGGGGCCCGGCGAGUUCGACCCCUACGUGGAUGUGUACGCCCUCGGCAGCUGCCCGGGAGCCCCUCAGAGGGAGGUCUACUUCAUGGGGCUGAUCGAUGUUCUCACUCAGUACGACACCAAGAAGAAAGCCGCUCACGCAGCGAAAACUGUGAAACACGGGGCCGGCGCUGAGAUCUCCACAGUCCACCCCGAGCAGUAUGCCAAGCGGUUUCGCGACUUCAUCUCCAACAUCUUUGCGUAGCGCCGACCGCGCGCCGCUCCGACCCCGUUGACCAAAAUUAGUACGAACACGCAGCGUUAUUAAACGUGGUGACCUGAGAUGAGACCACGUCCAUUGUAGCAACAUGAUGUACUACUUCUGAUGCAGUUUAUUUAUUUCUAAGAUGUACGUCUUCUAGAUAUCAAGGAUGAUGGAUUAACUCUGGAGCGUUUGGCUCCAUGGAAACAAAGUGCUGUCGAUCAGUGUUGGACCACGUCAGUGCAAGAUCAAAUACUCGUUUUAUUUUAGUCGCCCUCUUCUGAUUUCCCAAGCUUUAGCUCCACUAACAUUUUGGGAAGUAUGCUCCGUUACUUUCUUUACACAAGUCAACUCUUUUGGGUCUGUUAAAGGAGCCCUGUCGAGUUUUUUUUUCUUUUUUUGUUAGUCAUUUCUUCGAGGGGGUCCUUCUUUUGUUUCCCGUGCACGUGGGCUCCUGCACACAAUAACAGGGAGUGGUGCUGAGCCAGCAAGGACCUUGAAGAAGCAGAAGAAGACUGCUGGCCAGUGACACUGGACUCAAAGUCUCAGCGUUGAAAGAUAUUUUAUGAGGAAAACGUUCAACAUUUGUAUUUAGACCUCAAGGAUACAAACGGUGUGUUUUUCAGUUAAUUGAACAAUAUCACGCUAUGAAAAUAGAUAUCUUAGAUUUUAGAUCUCGAAAAAUGGCAUAAAUGUCAGUUUUAACGGCUGCAUUGCAGUAAAGAGGCGUAGUUUUCUGAAUAUACCAGGCUGCUCUAUCCAUUCUCUCAUCAUGCCUUCACACCCUUUCAUUCAUAUCGAUUAAUCUUAUUUGUCAACCGUACAAUAUUCUUGCAACAUUGAUAUCAAGCUCAAACAUAUAUUAGGUUCCUUUAGUCAACUUUACCCAGCCCUACUUUUUGUACUACUGAGCUCCAAACGGCACCUUUCUAAUGUGACCAGGACACCGUUAGCUUUGCUUAUCAGAACAACUGGAAUCAGGGCUAAACAGCUGGCCUAAGUACACAACUUGUUGUUUGUAUACAGGUGGAAGCAUUGGGCUCUUCAGAGGAGCGGUUCAGCAGGUUAAUCUGGUUUCCUAUCGGCCUUUAGGGCCCAUCCACCCGCAUCUCAGUAAGAAAGAAGUAGAUGUAGCUCCUGAACCCAUUCCUUCCAUCCUAGAGUCAUCUUCACAUGGAAAUAGGUAUUGAAACCAUAAUGGUAGCCCAGACUCCACUUGUCAAUUGCAUCUGUUAAAGCGGGCCAUUCGUAUGUUGGGUGCCAAAUGUGUGGGAUCAAAGCUUCGUGUUGUGUGUGUGUGUGUUUCUACUGCAACAGCCCCGUGGAAAAGAGCCCCUGCGUCCGUAUGUGUUCUGUGCAGAUGUGCCAUGUGAGUCCUGGUCGGAGCAAUAGAACUAUAAACUAUAGUAACUAUGUACGUACUGACAUUUAGAGAUGAGCAGGGUACCUUGUAAAGCUCUGUUGACCAUCACCCUACGAUCCAGUAGCUUCUGCAGUGAGCCCCCCCACCCCCCCCCCCCCCCCCCUCUGUACGA
Messenger RNA from Pungitius pungitius (ninespine stickleback), 3068 nucleotides. It is a transcript of the gene pip4k2ca, whose product is annotated as phosphatidylinositol-5-phosphate 4-kinase, type II, gamma a. Gene Ontology annotation, biological process: phosphatidylinositol phosphate biosynthetic process. Gene Ontology annotation, cellular component: plasma membrane. The record is from RefSeq and is a predicted model, not a curated record. Bases 292 to 1536 code for a protein of 414 amino acids. Gene Ontology annotation, molecular function: 1-phosphatidylinositol-5-phosphate 4-kinase activity; 1-phosphatidylinositol-4-phosphate 5-kinase activity. Lineage: Eukaryota; Metazoa; Chordata; Actinopteri; Perciformes; Gasterosteidae. The transcript is spliced from 10 exons.